Messenger RNA from Otolemur garnettii (small-eared galago), 3429 nucleotides. It is a transcript of the gene PTBP3, whose product is annotated as polypyrimidine tract binding protein 3. The record is from RefSeq and is a predicted model, not a curated record. NCBI's taxonomy places the organism in Eukaryota, Metazoa, Chordata, Mammalia, Primates, Galagidae. Gene Ontology annotation, biological process: mRNA processing; regulation of cell differentiation; regulation of RNA splicing. Gene Ontology annotation, molecular function: mRNA binding. Bases 142 to 1752 code for a protein of 536 amino acids. The transcript is spliced from 15 exons. Gene Ontology annotation, cellular component: nucleus.
CUCUCUUUCCACCUCCGACCCGCCGGGGCUCGGGAGAGGCGCCGCUCGCCUGUCCUCCGGGCCGCCCUACUGCCACCACCCGCACUCUCCGCUCGCAGUGAGCCCGUCAGUCUCUGUACUGUGCGCUCCUCCAUCUGGGCCAUGGAUGGUGUUGUUACAGAUCUUAUAGCAGUCGGUUUAAAGCGGGGAUCUGAUGAGCUUCUUUCUUCUGGCAUCAAUAACGGACCUUUUACCAUGAACAAUUCUACUUCUUUUACAGCUAAUGGGAAUGACAACAAGAAAUUUAAAGGAGAUAGACCUCCCUGUUCGCCUUCCCGUGUUCUCCAUCUCCGCAAAAUUCCAUGUGAUGUCACCGAAGCAGAGGUCAUAUCAUUAGGUUUACCAUUUGGCAAAGUAACUAAUCUUUUGAUGUUGAAAGGAAAAAGCCAGGUAUAUACUCCUGUUACUCCUCAGCUUCGAAGCCAGCCUGUUUAUAUUCAGUAUUCUAAUCACAGAGAACUUAAGACUGACAAUCUACCUAAUCAAGCUAGAGCCCAAGCUGCACUGCAGGCUGUCAGUGCUGUCCAGUCAGGAGGCCUGCCCCUUCCUGGAGCUUCUUCUAAUGAAGGCACAGUCCUCCCCGGGCAGAGCCCUGUGCUCCGAAUAAUUAUUGAGAACCUCUUUUACCCUGUUACUCUGGAAGUUCUUCAUCAGAUAUUUUCUAAAUUUGGCACAGUCUUGAAGAUUAUCACCUUUACAAAGAAUAAUCAGUUUCAAGCCUUGCUUCAGUAUGCUGACCCAGUGAAUGCACAUUAUGCCAAAAUGGCUCUGGAUGGCCAGAAUAUCUAUAAUGCAUGCUGCACUCUGCGUAUUGACUUCUCCAAGCUCACCAGCCUUAAUGUGAAAUAUAAUAAUGAUAAAAGCAGAGACUUCACUCGCUUAGACCUUCCUACUGGUGAUGGCCAGCCAUCCCUUGAACCCCCUAUGGCUGCUGCUUUUGGUGCACCAGGUAUAAUUUCUUCACCAUAUGCAGGGGCUGCUGGAUUUGCCCCAACCAUUGGAUUUCCUCAAGCUACUGGUCUGUCAGUUCCAGCUGUUCCUGGAGCUCUUGGUCCUCUUGCAAUCACUUCCUCUGCUGUCACUGGACGGAUGGCUAUUCCUGGGACUGGUGGUAUACCAGGAAAUUCUGUUCUGCUUGUCACCAAUCUCAAUCCUGAUCUUAUCACACCACAUGGGCUUUUUAUCCUGUUUGGAGUAUAUGGUGAUGUUCAUCGAGUGAAGAUUAUGUUUAACAAGAAAGAAAAUGCCUUGGUUCAGAUGGCAGAUGCAAAUCAAGCUCAGCUAGCAAUGAACCAUCUAAGUGGUCAGAGACUUUAUGGAAAAGUGCUUCGUGCUACACUGUCCAAACAUCAAGCAGUUCAGCUUCCUCGAGAGGGACAAGAAGACCAAGGUCUGACGAAGGAUUUCAGCAAUAGUCCUUUGCAUCGCUUUAAAAAGCCUGGCUCUAAAAACUUCCAAAAUAUUUUUCCACCAUCAGCCACUUUGCAUCUUUCCAACAUUCCCCCUUCUGUUACAGUGGAUGAUCUGAAGAGCCUUUUCAUAGAUGCUGGAUGUUCAGUGAAGGCUUUUAAAUUCUUUCAGAAAGAUCGCAAAAUGGCACUCAUUCAAUUGGGAUCUGUGGAAGAAGCAAUCCAGGCCCUCAUUGAGCUUCAUAACCAUGAUCUUGGAGAAAAUCACCACCUCAGAGUUUCUUUCUCAAAAUCUACAAUCUGACUUUUCUGUGAAUCUUUCUUCUGAAACUGGACCACAAUUUCAGUAAAACCUUCAGACAUAGACUGAAGAAGCUCAAGACCAAUUCUGCCUCUUUGACAAAAAUAACUUUCUGAAUUUGAUAUUCAAGUAUAUUUUAAAAAAAUCAAAGGAUGUUCUUUUUUUCUAUUUUGUUUCCCUGCCAGUAUGUGAUCAAAGGUUUGUUUUUUCUUUGUACCAUGGUCUCUAUGAAAAUAAUCUUCAGGAAAAAAUAUUUUUUCAAUAAUUUAAAUCCCUAUAUUAAAUUAGAUUUCAAGAGAAUGAAAUGAACUUUUAGUUUGGGUCCAUAUCAGCCUUACACAACAUUUCUAAACUCCUUUGUACUUUGGAAAAUUUAAACAUAUGGACUUUUAAAAUUAUUCAGUGUAAUUUAAAUCACUUACAACCAGUUUUUAACCUUGUUAUUCAGAAGCUUGACCCCUUUAGAAAAUUAUGUUCACUUAUUAAUUACAUCAAGUGUUUGCCAUAUUAAGUUGUAUUUGGAAGCAGAUUUAUAAACCUACAUAUUUUCUUUCAGUGAUAGCUUUUUUUCACUGGAAGACACUUCUUUGAAUAAUGCCUAUCUUCAACUUUUCAAGACUAUUUGGAAAAAUGAAGUUUCUUAGCUGUCCCCAGGGAAAUUAAGCAGAAUCCAACUAGAAUCUAUUAAGAUGUCAGAACAAUUAAUAAUUUUAUUAGGAAAAAUCAUGUUUUAAAUUUCAACAUAAUACUUAUUUGUCAAUAAUAUCUUGGAACAUUUUAAAAGAAAAAUCCUACAUAUGAACUACUUUUUUAUAAUUGUUUUCAGAAAAAAAGUUUACAGUCUUAAGGAAAAUAUUCAGGUCUAUCAUAUGGUUUGACAGAUUUUUUAAAAGUUAUUUUUGGUAAGGUCUUCUUUUAAAAAAAAAUUAAUCUCAAGGGUUUUUUGUACCACUAUAAUCUCUAAUACUUAUUCAGAAUUACCGUGUAUUUACUUAAUUUCUUAUUAUGUGCCUUAUUACGUGCUUAAGAUACAAUAGGUUAGAGUUUUAUCUAAAUAUCUUGAAAGCUAUAUUGUGGGCUUGGUGAGCAUUUUGUUUUUUCUUUCCCUGUUUUGGUAAAGAUUUAAAAAUGUUUUUCAUUGCAAUUUUAAGUGGUUUUCAAUAAGUAAUAGUUUAUAUUCAAAUUUUUGGUGCUUUGGUGUAGAGAUGGGGUGGGAAGGGUGAAUGGUUUGGGGAAUAACUCAGUGCACACCUGUAGGCCUCUUUACAUUGCGACUGAUAGCAGUUAUUGCUAGUUAUUGCAUACCACUUUGGGGCUGUAGAAUGCAAUCUCAGUUUUGUCUUUAUUGUCCAUCAGAAUUUAUCUCAGGAUUACUUGGUUUUUUUCAGUACUCAAAUGACAACAUGGUUUUCUUUGUUAAUGUAAUUUCAUAACUGAGUGCCCACAUAUUUGGGGUAUGAGAAGGUGGGUUCUUUUUCAUAUUCUGUCUCUUUCUUUUUGGUUGAAUGUAUGAGUACAUUUUAAUGUUGCCUCAGUGAUUGUAAAAUGUAAAUUUUGAUUUUGUUAAUUUUUCUUUUGUGUUUGAUCAAAUUUUUUUUAAAGCCGAAUUUGUCAAAAGGGUCAUCUUUGUCCACUCCUUUUACACUUUGCAGGUUUUGGAAAUGGCUCCUCUCAAUUUUU